GUCGCUGUGCACGCUGCUGGAGGAGCUUCACAGCGAUGUGUCGCGGACUUUAAACACACUGUGACAUACAGUGGUGGAAGGAGGGAGAUCGCGCCGUACUGGAUCGUAUACUGCAACACUUCUUACUUAUGCAAUGAGUCCGACCGUUUUCAUUCUGAUCCAAUGUGUCUGACGAUUCAGUUUCCACGCGCGAUGCUCUGACUGCCGUGUGUUUAUAUGGAGACACCCUAAAAAACAGUCAACCGGGAAAUGGUAACACAUGAACCUCCUCACUGGAAGGAACAUGGUUGAGAGGAGCAGUAAAUUUCUGUUCAUCGUUGUCGGCUCGGUUCUGUUCAUGCUGAUUUUGUAUCAGUACGUGGCUCCGGGGAUGAUGAACUUCGGCUCUCCGCACGGGUACAUGCUGGAAAACGAUGCGGAUCUCUUCCCGACUCCUGAUCCACAUUACGUGAAGAAAUUCUAUUUCCCCAUCAGGGAUCUGGAGCGGACUGUGGAUUUUGAAAUCAAAGGGGAUGAUGUGAUCGUGUUCCUCCACAUCCAGAAGACCGGCGGCACCACGUUCGGGAGGCACCUGGUCCAGAAUGUCAGGCUGGAGGUUCCUUGCGACUGUAGACCGGGACAGAAGAAGUGUACCUGUUACCGACCCAACAGGAAAGAGACCUGGCUCUUCUCUCGGUUCUCCACCGGUUGGAGUUGUGGCUUACACGCGGACUGGACCGAACUGACCAACUGCGUACCGGGGGUUUUGAACAAAAAGGAGAACAGGAUGAAAAACCAAAGGAAGUUCUACUACAUUACCCUUUUACGGGACCCCGUGUCUCGGUACCUAAGCGAGUGGAGACACGUCCAGCGCGGGGCCACGUGGAAAACCUCCCUGCACAUGUGCGAUGGGCGAACGCCCACGCCGGAGGAGCUGCCCCCCUGCUACGAGGGCACCGACUGGUCGGGCUGCACAUUACAGCAGUUCAUGGACUGUCCGUACAACCUGGCAAAUAACCGACAGGUGCGCAUGCUGGCCGACCUCAGCCUGGUGGGCUGCUACAACAUGUCCUUCAUCCCGGAGAAGAAGCGUGCGCAGGUGCUACUCGAGUCGGCCAAGAAGAACCUACGAGACAUGGCCUUCUUCGGCUUGACCGAGUUCCAGCGCAAAACGCAGUACUUGUUCGAACGGACCUUCCACCUCAAGUUCAUCCGGCCCUUCAUGCAGUACAACAGCACGCGGGCCGCCGGCGUGGACCUGGACAACGACACAGUGCAGCAGAUCGAGGAGCUCAACGACCUGGACAUGCAGUUGUAUGACUACGCCAGGGAUCUUUUUCAGCAGCGCUACAUGUACAAGCGACAACUCGAGCGAAGAGAGCAGCGCCUAAAGAACCAGCCCGCCCUCUUCCACUUUCGUCGGGCGCCCAGCUUUGAUCCUGCUUUCAGGGAUGACGCGCCGGAGUCCGAGGCGUCCCGACUGCCCACGGAGGACUACAUGAAUCACAUCAUCAACCGCUGGUAGCAGUGCUGGGGGGAGGGGGAUGGUAAAUACAGGUUGACGAGGAGAAAAAGGCUGCGAUGCCCAGGUCAAAUCCAGCGGGAGAGGAGCACGGCGAACGAGAAAGAGACAGAACUUUAGCGCCACCAUCAAAUGCAGCCCUCCCCCCUUCUGUUGUGCUCCAGGAUAUCCUUCGGUCGUCUUAGAGAGGAAGGACUCUAAAUGCAGCGCGCUCUUCGCCGCUAAUGCGAAGACUUUGAGCGUCAGGUCAGAAAUUACUGACUAACUUAAAGCACUGAGCCUGAACUUAAAAUAAGAGGUGAAGACUUCUACAGGCGCAUUUGCCCACGGAAGGAAAAAACAGACGUAAAAAUUAUCGGAAUUAUAUUCACUGCAGAUUUUAAAAGAAUGAACCGAAUGAAAUUGUAUAAGGGUAUUUGCUUAAAUGUCUGCUGCCAUUUCAGCCAUGAUAACGGUCUGUCUCUUUAUUUUUUUGUUUAUUAUGGUCUUAUUUCUUUUGAUUAUUUUUGAAAGGGAUUGUUCGUCCCUCAAAGAGGUAAAACUCACAGCACUGAGACCAACAGAGCUGCCUAACACUUAUUGGAUGCAAUUUAUUAGCUUUUCAUAAUCAGUGAUGACUUGAAAAGGUCUGUUCUAUUGUCCUUUUUUGUGUGUAUUUGCACUUCGGUUGCAAAUUUCGAUGGACGGACGGACGACGUGUGGACCAUAGCCAUUAUUUAAGCUUUCAGCAUACUGUACGAGAAAAUUCUGUGAGCUAAGUGUACUAAUACAACCUUACCGAAUGUGAGAGGUGUUUCGUUUGUCCGAUCCGACAGAUGUCUUGCGUGAUGUUAUUGGCCGAGACAAAUUCUAAGUUGUCAUUAGCACUCAAUCAAGGCCAUUUCUUAGUAGCUGAAGCGGGAACCAGGUGGAGAUCCAAAGAGGAAACUGUGUCUUAUUUUACACUUAGUAAGGAUGGGCUCUGUGUUUCUAAGCGAAGUCAUGCACUCUAAAGACGAUUGACUCAGUAAUGACGCCUGUGUGUCAGUCAAUAACAGGAGCGUUGAAGAGAGAGAGCUCGUGAAUCGCAAGAGCAGAAUGAAGAAGCAGCAAACGCAGCCUUUAUAAAUGUCAUCACCAUUCCCAAUUCCCAGAGACUACUCAAUAUUUAGUAUGCGUGUGGAUGGAGGAUGACUGUGUGUUUUUGAGAUUCUAAGCAUUCUAUUGAGGAUGACUGUUUUAAGUAUGCAAGCAUGUUUGGGUGUUAUUUUUUUCUGUGUGAAUGUGUGCGAGUGAGUAUUUCAUGACCAAUCUCUUGCCAUGGUCCUCAGGGACUGAAGCUAUUCCCAGUAAGGGGACAAGAAUGAUGUCACGUGUCUCCCCUUAUGCAAAUCUUUGAGUUGUUUGUUGUUAAAGGAAUAGUUUGCACUGAGAAGUGCACAGUUCUGUCAUUAUUUACUCACUCCUAAUCCAUGUGGCCAUAAAAUGAGAUGUUUUGCAGAAUGCUCAAGCUACUCUUUUCCAAACAAUGAAGGUGAAUAGGGACUGGAGCUGUGGAGCACCAAAACUAUAUUUAAAUUUGCCAUAUUUAAAGUAUUCAAGUUUAUUCCAAUUCAGCUAAGUCAUAAGGAUGGUCACUUUUGAGCUAAACAGCUAUAGUCCUCAUUCAGUUUCAUUGUACAGUAUAUAAAAGAGCAGUGUGAACAUCCUGCAAACCGUCUUCUUUUAU
Sinocyclocheilus rhinocerous is the source of this 3209-nucleotide messenger RNA. Its product is annotated as heparan-sulfate 6-O-sulfotransferase 1-A-like. Bases 260 to 1504 code for a protein of 414 amino acids. The record is from RefSeq and is a predicted model, not a curated record. Gene Ontology annotation, molecular function: heparan sulfate 6-sulfotransferase activity. Lineage: Eukaryota; Metazoa; Chordata; Actinopteri; Cypriniformes; Cyprinidae. Gene Ontology annotation, cellular component: membrane. The transcript is spliced from 2 exons.